AGAGAGGCUGGACUUUGAGCUUUAGUUAGAAAGAAAACCAUAGAAAAAAACCAACCGGGUUUUCUUUCUUUCUAUCUUGUUUCUUAGCUUCUCUUUUUUCCUCUCUCUCUUUCUCUCUCUCUCAUAAACCGCCUACAUACAUGCACUUCUUAAAUUAGAAAAGACUUAAAGGUACUAUAUGUGUGUUUGAAGCAGCCACCUUUUCCUUUAUUUUUUUUUCUCACUGGCUUCAGUUAAAGUAAGCUAUAGAGAGGGAAUUCUGGCGUUUUCCAUGGUUAAAGCAGGUUUAUAGUUCAAUUCUAUUGCAACAAUUUCCUCUUUCCUUCUUCUACGUUCUUCUUUAUCUUAUCCUAACCGAAUAUUUUCCCUUUUUUCUCCUGUUUUCCUGCAUAUUCUCAUCUGGGUUCUGCAGAUUUUAUUGUUUAGGAUUGAUUUCUUCUCUAAAACAGCCAAGUAUAUGCUAGGGAGUUACUAUUUUCAAUCAUCAUUUUUUGUCUAUAUUCAAGAUUUUUCUCUUUGUCCAUCACUUCGUGUUGUUGUCUAGUUUUCUCAACCGGAUCAUCAUCUGCUCAAGUACAUGUAUUUAAUUUCUUGAUAUAUAUAUAUAUAGUUCAUAAACUUGUGAAAAAUGAUUAGCCAUAUUAUUCUUAUUUUGGCCUUCAAGUCACUGAAAAUGAUUGUAAUAUUCUCUUCAUCCAAGUUUCUUUGUUGAUCUUCUGUAGAAAUUCAUUUUUUCAUUUAUCAAUCUCAGUCAGCUUUUGGAUUUUCCUGAAUAUAGAGAACCAACUUGGACAUGCUCAGUUGUGGACUGUUCCAUAAAAAAAGAGUUGCAAUAUUUCAAAGCAUCUGGUUUCAUCAAGAGAGAUAGCAUAACAUAGCAUCCCUCACACACUCAUACGUCACCAUGAAUAAGAUCAGCAACUUGAGCUCUGUGAGUAGCUCUGAUCUCAUAGAUGCCAAGCUUGAAGAGCAUCAGUUGUGUGGAUCCAAGCAGUGCCCCGGUUGCGGACACAAAUUUGAAGGGAAGCCGGAUUGGCUUGGUUUGCCUGCGGGAGUGAAGUUUGAUCCCACAGACCAAGAAUUAAUAGAACAUCUUGAAGCCAAAGUGGAGGCCAAGAACAUGAAAUCACACCCUUUGAUAGAUGAGUUUAUUCCCACUAUUGAAGGAGAAGAUGGAAUUUGUUAUACCCAUCCCGAGAAACUUCCAGGAGUAACAAGAGAUGGGUUGAGCAGGCACUUCUUCCAUAGACCUUCAAAGGCUUAUACAACUGGGACAAGAAAGAGAAGAAAGAUACAAAACGAAUGUGACUUGCAAGGUGGAGAAACCCGGUGGCACAAGACUGGUAAGACCAGGCCAGUGAUGGUAAACGGAAAACAAAAAGGUUGCAAGAAAAUUCUAGUCCUUUACACCAACUUUGGAAAGAACAGAAAACCCGAGAAAACCAAUUGGGUAAUGCAUCAAUACCAUUUGGGUCAGCAUGAAGAAGAGAAAGAAGGAGAGCUUGUGGUGUCAAAGAUAUUCUAUCAGACACAACCAAGGCAGUGUAAUUGGUCAGAUAGAAGUGCAACAACUGGUGAAGGAAGUGGAGAGCCUAAUAAUAGCAGAAGAGACAGUGGAAGUGGAAGUUGUUCUUCCAAGGAAAUAGUUACUCACAGAGAUGAAAUGUCUGCUGUUGUUGGUGUCCCUCCAAUAACAAGUUUCACUCAUCCUUUGGAUAUGCAACACCUAAAACCCGAUCAUUUUAGCUUCAUCCCUUUCAGGAAAAGCUUUGAUGAGGUUGGAAUAGGAGAGGCUUCAACAGCAAGAGAAGUGCAAGCAUCAGGUUCAUGUGAUGAAGUACAUGAAAGGCAGCGACCACAACAUGUAACUCAUCAUCAUCAUCAUCAUCAUCAACAACAACAACAGCAUCCUCAUCACCAGAUUUCAACCUCAGCUUUUCAUAUCAGUAGGCCUUCACAUCCCAUCUCCACCAUUAUCUCUCCUCCUCCACUCCAUCACACAUCCAUCAUUCUCGAUGACAACUCUUACCACGUCUCUAGAAUAAUGCUCCAAAAUGAAAAUUUCCAGCAACAGCAGCAACAACAUCAUAAGCUUGGAGGAAGGUCUGCGUCUGGAUUGGAGGAACUCAUCAUGGGGUGCACUUCAACUGAAAUCAAAGAGGAGUCAUCCAUCACAAAUCCACAAGAAGCUGAAUGGUUGAAGUACUCUUCUUAUUGGCCUGACCCUGACAACCCGGAUCAUCAUGGGUAAGAGAGGGAGAAAACCUACCAAAAAAAAAAACAGA
This is a messenger RNA of Abrus precatorius (Indian licorice), 2285 nucleotides long. RefSeq names its product NAC domain-containing protein 75. Bases 905 to 2251 code for a protein of 448 amino acids. The transcript has 6 exons. The record is from RefSeq and is a predicted model, not a curated record. Gene Ontology annotation, cellular component: nucleus. Gene Ontology annotation, molecular function: DNA-binding transcription factor activity; transcription cis-regulatory region binding. Lineage: Eukaryota; Viridiplantae; Streptophyta; Magnoliopsida; Fabales; Fabaceae. Gene Ontology annotation, biological process: regulation of DNA-templated transcription.